Messenger RNA from Mauremys reevesii (Reeves's turtle), 3057 nucleotides. RefSeq names its product phosphodiesterase 11A (gene PDE11A). Gene Ontology annotation, biological process: signal transduction. The transcript is spliced from 20 exons. Bases 18 to 2723 code for a protein of 901 amino acids. Lineage: Eukaryota; Metazoa; Chordata; Testudines; Geoemydidae. The record is from RefSeq and is a predicted model, not a curated record. Gene Ontology annotation, molecular function: protein binding; 3',5'-cyclic-nucleotide phosphodiesterase activity.
GCUGGAGCCCGGGGACCAUGUCGGCUGCUCCGGCUGCCAGCCUGGACUUCUCUGCGGUGGAAAGUUUCCUGGACCGGCACCCGGAGCUGGUGGAGAAGUGGCUGAAGAGGAGGAAGUCGCUCGCCGCAGCGCCCCCCAGCGCCAGCACAGGCAGCGCUGCCGGCGGCCCUGAAGCCCGGCGAAGCAGCGGCAGCCCCAGCCUGGGCCCCGCCAGCAGCUACCCCGGGGAGGCCAGCGCCGCCGGCGGGCUGCAGCGAAGGGCCUCCCAGAAGGAGCUGAGGCAGAGCUUCGCCAGGUCCAAGGCCAUCCACGUCAACCUGACCUACGACGAGCACGUGCACGCCCGAGCCCAGGAGCCCCUCAGCAGCAUGCGGAGAAGGGCCCUGCUCAGGAAAGCCAGCUCCUUGCCCCCGACCACGGCCCACAUCCUCAGCGCCCUGCUUGAGUCCCGGGUCAGCCUGCCCCAGUACCCGCCCACCGCCCUGGACUACAAGCGCUACCUCAAGGAACACAACGAGCGCCAGUUCUUCCUGGAGCUGGUCAAGGACAUCUCCAACGACCUGGACCUCACCAGCCUCAGCUACAAGAUCCUCAUCUUCGUCUGCCUCAUGGUGGAGGCGGACCGGAGCUCGCUCUUCCUGGUGGAGGGAGCCGCGGCGGGCAAGAAGAGCCUGGUGUCCAAGUUCUUCGACGUGCACGCGGGCACCCCACUCCUGCCCUGCUGCAGCACCGAGAACUCCAACGAGGUGCAGGUGCCCUGGGGCAAGGGUAUCAUCGGCCACGUGGCGGAGCACGGGGAGACAGUCAACAUCCCAGACGCUUACCAGGAUCGUCGCUUUAAUGAUGAGAUUGACAAACUGACUGGAUACAAGACAAAGUCAUUGUUGUGCAUGCCCAUAAGAAACAACGAUGGAGAGAUUAUUGGUGUUGCCCAAGCAAUAAAUAAAACUCCUGGAGGUGCUCCUUUUACUGACGACGAUGAAAAAGUGAUGCAGAUGUACCUCCCAUUUUGUGGAAUUGCCAUAUCUAACGCCCAGCUAUUUGCUGCUUCAAGGAAGGAAUAUGACAGAAGCAGAGCUUUGUUGGAGGUAGUUAAUGACCUCUUUGAAGAACAGACAGACUUAGAGAAAAUUGUUAAGAAAAUCAUGCAUCGAGCCCAGACUCUGUUGAAGUGUGAACGAUGCUCAGUGUUACUCCUGGAAGACAUUGAAUCACCAGUGGUGAAGUUUACAAAAUCCUUUGAGUUGCUGUCUCCAAAAUGCAGUGCUGAUGCUGAGAACAGUUUCAAAGACAGUAUGGAGAAAUCAUCAUCUUAUUCUGACUGGCUAAUAAAUAAUAGCAUUGCUGAGUUAGUAGCUUCCACGGGUCUUCCAGUGAACAUCAGUGAUGCAUAUCAGGAUCCUCGCUUUGACGCUGAAGCUGACCAGUUUUCUGGCUUUCACAUAAGGUCUGUUCUUUGUGUUCCUAUAUGGAAUAGCAACCACCAAAUAAUUGGAGUAGCUCAAGUGUUGAACAGGCUUGAUGGGAAACCUUUUGAUGAUGCUGAUCAGCGAUUAUUUGAGGCUUUUGUUAUUUUUUGUGGCCUGGGCAUCAACAACACAAUAAUGUAUGACCAAGUGAAGAAAUCUUGGGCAAAGCAAUCUGUGGCUCUUGACGUGCUGUCCUACCAUGCAACAUGUUCAAAGGCAGAAGUUGACAAAUUUAAGGGAGCGAACAUACCACUGGUGUCAGAGCUUGGCAUUGACGAUAUCCAUUUUGAUGACUUUUCACUCGAUGUAGAUGCCAUGAUUACUGCAGCUCUCCGGAUGUUCAUGGAGCUUGGAAUGGUUCAGAAAUUUAAAAUUGACUAUGAGACAUUGUGUAGGUGGCUUUUGACAGUUAGGAAGAAUUAUCGAAUGGUUCUGUAUCACAACUGGAGGCAUGCUUUCAAUGUGUGCCAGCUAAUGUUUGCAAUGUUAACUACGGCAGGAUUUCAGGAGAUUCUGACUGAAAUUGAAAUUUUAGCUUUGAUUGUGGGAUGUUUAUGUCAUGACCUUGACCACAGGGGAACCAACAAUGCCUUCCAAGCCAAGAGUGGAUCAGCUUUGGCUCAACUUUAUGGAACUUCUGCAACUUUGGAGCACCAUCAUUUUAAUCAUGCUGUCAUGAUUCUUCAAAGCGAGGGUCACAACAUCUUUGCUAACUUGUCCUCCAAGGAGUACAGUGACCUUAUGCAGCUUCUGAAGCAGUCAAUAUUGGCAACAGAUCUCACUCUGUAUUUUGAAAGAAGGACUGAGUUUUUUGAACUUGUUAGUAAAAGCAAUUACAAUUGGAAUGUCAAAAGCCAUCGAGAAAUAUUUCGAUCAAUGCUAAUGACAGCCUGUGACCUCGGAGCUGUGACCAAACCGUGGGAGAUUUCAAGACAGGCAGCUGAAUUGGUAACCAGUGAGUUCUUUGAACAAGGAGACAGAGAGAGGUCUGAACUCAAACUCACUCCUUCAGCUAUUUUUGAUCGGAACAGGAAAGAUGAACUACCCAGGUUGCAGUUGGAAUGGAUUGAUAGCAUCUGCAUGCCUCUGUAUCAGUCUCUCGUGAAGGUGAAUGUGAAACUGAAGCCCAUGUUGGACUCAGUGGCAGUGAACAGGGGUAAAUGGGAGGAGCUGCACCAGAAAACACUUCUCUCCCAAACAGUACCCUCCUCCUCGUCUUCCAGCUUUACUUUGUCUCUUGAAGACAUACAUUAAGCCUGCGAAUGUCAGCUGCUGUUAUGACGACAGAUGCCUGAAAGGCAGAGUUGUAAGCUUAGUCACAUCAUUUUUUAAAAAUGCUUCCACAGACAUGAUUAAUUGAUUGGAUAUAAUUUUGCUGGGCAUGGCUUUUACGUAGGAGUUCAGUUGGUCUGAAAAGAAAGCCUGUAAUAAGAUGAUGCUGAUAUCUGGAGUCACAUGGAAGAUACAGCACAAGAAGCUCCACCAUAUUUCAACUGCUGCUGUAAUAAAAACCAAAACACACACACAGACCAGACUACAGACUGAAAUACAAGAACUUACAGCUUAAUAAAACUAAUAAUACAGAGCA